Messenger RNA from Mizuhopecten yessoensis (Yesso scallop), 948 nucleotides. RefSeq lists its product as uncharacterized. NCBI's taxonomy places the organism in Eukaryota, Metazoa, Mollusca, Bivalvia, Pectinida, Pectinidae. The coding region runs from base 10 to 948 and encodes 312 amino acids. The transcript has 2 exons. The record is from RefSeq and is a predicted model, not a curated record.
UCCCCAAUUAUGUUUUCAAUGUAUGUAAAUGACUUUGAAAAUGACUUUAUUGCUAACGGUGUUAAACCGUAUGAUUUUGGAGAACUCAGUCUCUUUUUAUUAAUGUAUGCGGAUGAUUUGGUGCUACUUGCAGAAUCAGCCAAUGAGCUACAGAAUAUGUUAAAUAGUUUGUCUAUAUAUGCGAACUCAUGGAAAUUGACCGUUAAUACGGCAAAAACUAAGAUUGUUGUCUUUAGAAAUGGAGGCCGCUUACGAAAUAACGAGGAAUGGUUCUUCGAUAGAAAAAAAAUAGAAGUCGUUGAACAGUUUACUUAUCUAGGUAUUGAUUUUAAAUGGAACAAUAAAUUUAAUAUUGUACAAAAGCAAUUAUCCGGGCAAGGUCGAAAGUCAGUAUUUGCCUUAUAUACAAAAUGUAAAAAUAUGAAUUUAAACUGCCAUACUUUGAUUAAACUUUUUGACACAUAUGUUACCAGUAUACUGUGUUACGCAUCUGAGGUAUGGGGCUCGUGCAAAGGCAUAGAUAUUGAGAAAGUUCACCUGGAAUUUUGCAAAAGGAUAUUAUGUGUUAAGAAGUCAACAUGUAAUGUAAUGAUCUAUUUUGAAUUGGGUAGAUUUCCGAUUGUACAUACCAGACACUAUAAUUUAAUUAAGUACUGGUUCAAGCUUUUAAAUACUAAGAACUGUGUUCUUAAAACUGCCUAUGAUGAACUCAUGUAUAUGCCAAAGCGAAAUACUGUUUUUAAUUGGGUAACUUUUGUGAAAGACAAACUUUUUUCACUCGGUCUUGGCGAAGUGUGGCUGAAUCAAAAUAAUGUGAACUCGUCUGAAACUGGGAGAUAUCGAAACAUUGUAAGAAAUGAACGUAUAUGCAGAAUUUGUAACUCUGAAGAUAUUGAAGACGAAUACCAUUUUUUGUUCAUUUGUCCAUUUUAUCAAGUUUUAAGAUAA